Hydractinia symbiolongicarpus is the source of this 706-nucleotide messenger RNA. RefSeq names its product 60S ribosomal protein L9-like. The record is from RefSeq and is a predicted model, not a curated record. The transcript is spliced from 5 exons. Bases 113 to 682 code for a protein of 189 amino acids. Gene Ontology annotation, cellular component: cytosolic large ribosomal subunit; ribosome. Gene Ontology annotation, molecular function: rRNA binding; structural constituent of ribosome. Lineage: Eukaryota; Metazoa; Cnidaria; Hydrozoa; Anthoathecata; Hydractiniidae. Gene Ontology annotation, biological process: cytoplasmic translation.
UAAUGUUUUAAAGUGAGGCUGCCCGUCUGCAGGCGAGGCUGUAGCAACAGAAGGCAACGGCUCCGUCAAUUUACUUUCUUUACUAUUUCCACCGAUAGUCGGGAAGGAUAACAUGAAGACUAUCCUGGCGAGUCAGACGGUUACCAUUCCAGAUGGAGUGUCCAUCAAAAUGAAUGGAAGAUCCAUCACAGUCAAGGGACCUAGAGGUACACUGCAUAAAAGUUUCAGCCACUUAAACUUAGAGCUUACACGUGUUAACAAAAAAACCAUACGGGUUGAUGUUUGGUUUGCUCUGCGUAAACAUCUUGCUUGCUUGAGAACAAUUUGCAGUCAUAUUGAAAAUUUGAUUAAAGGAGUACAAUAUGGUUUUCUAUACAAAAUGAGAUCUGUGUAUGCUCAUUUCCCAAUCAAUUUAAACAUAAUUGACGACGGAAAAACUGUGGAGGUUCGAAAUUAUCUUGGUGAAAAAUACAUCCGUGUUGUAAAAAUGAGGGAUGGCGUAAUUUGCAAACCAUCUGGAAAUAAAGAUGAAAUUAUUGUUGAAGGAAACGACAUUGAAUUAGUCUCGAAUUCAGCUGCGCUCAUCAAUCAGUGUGCUAAAGCGAAGAACAAGGACAUCCGUAAAUUUUUGGAUGGUAUAUAUGUUUCAGAAAAGACUACCAUUGUAGCAAUUGAGGAUUAAGAAAUACACGCCUGAAAUUACAAA